CACACACAGACCGACAGACAGACUCACAGCCCACUCACUCCUGCAGCAGCAGCAGCAGUACCAGUACCACCAGCACCGGUACCAGCAGUACCAGUACCAGUGCUCCUCCUAUCGGAUGCCUCGGUCAGUGCAGUGAAGCAGGUGAAAAUGCUGGAGAACGGACGGAAGGUGAUGAAGGAGGGUCUGCUGGAGAAGCGCAGCGACGGUCUGCUGCAGCUGUGGAAGAAGAAACACUGCGUCCUGACGGAGGACGCCGUGCUGCUGCUGCCGCCCAAACAGCACGACCACCAGCAGCUGCAGCUGCAGCAGCAACAGCAGCAGCAGCAGCAGCAGCAGCACGGCGGCGGCGGCGGCGGGGACACGGGCAGAGUCAAGGAGCUGCACUUCGCCAACAUGAAGACGGUGGACUGCGUGGAGAGGAAAGGCAAGUACGUCUACUUCACGGUCGUCACCAUGGAGGGCAAGGAGAUCGACUUCAGGUGUCCGCAGGACGAGGGCUGGAACGCGGAGAUCACCCUGCAGAUGGUCCAGUACAAGAACCGCCAGGCCAUCCUGGCCGUCAAGUCCACCCGCCAGAAGCAGCAGCUGCUGGUCGUCCAGAUGCCCGGCCAGAAGUCGGUCCGCAGCACCGCGAACGUGGCGUGACCGGCGGCGCGUCAAUAGCGGUAAGAGGGUUGAGAGGAAGAGGGGGCUCCCCCCCCCGACCCCCCCUCACCCCCCGUCAUGAC
Molecule: messenger RNA, 728 nt
Organism: Cynoglossus semilaevis (tongue sole)
Lineage: Eukaryota; Metazoa; Chordata; Actinopteri; Pleuronectiformes; Cynoglossidae
Gene: phlda1
Product: pleckstrin homology-like domain, family A, member 1
Exons: 1
Coding region: 148-645 (165 amino acids)
Biological process (GO): positive regulation of apoptotic process
Molecular function (GO): phosphatidylinositol phosphate binding
Source: RefSeq, a predicted model, not a curated record